Molecule: messenger RNA, 5111 nt
Organism: Clarias gariepinus (North African catfish)
Lineage: Eukaryota; Metazoa; Chordata; Actinopteri; Siluriformes; Clariidae
Gene: asap2a
Product: ArfGAP with SH3 domain, ankyrin repeat and PH domain 2a
Exons: 28
Coding region: 397-3348 (983 amino acids)
Biological process (GO): positive regulation of GTPase activity
Cellular component (GO): cytoplasm
Molecular function (GO): protein binding; GTPase activator activity
Source: RefSeq, a predicted model, not a curated record
AGUGCAAGUGCAGCCCGCGCGCGCUCCUCACACUCCGGACACUGUGUCUCGCGCCGGGACGGGCCGAGAGCGUCACUUAUAUACCGGGGGGGAUUUAAAUACAUGAAGAACGCGUUCCUGAGGCGGUUUCUCCCGGCGGUUUAAAGGAGGAGGAAAGCAGAACAGAGAGAAGAAAGAAAGAAAGAGAUCUACUGAUGUGUGCGCGCGCGCGUGUGUGUGUGUACUCAUUCUCCGCUCGAGACACAUAACACGGCAAUGAGUAGAGUCCGGGACGCGCGCGCCUCCAUUUCAUAAGCUCGACUUUGUGCGUUACAGGACAAUAGAAAAGGCGCGAUCGUGGGAUUAACCUCGGGGUUUUAUUUAUUUUUAAAAAAACAAAGAGGGAUAUACUGUACAAUGCCGGACCAGAUCACGGUGGCGGAGUUUGUAACCGAGACGAAUGAAGAUUACAAAUCGCCCACGGCCUCGAACUUCACCACGAGAAUGGUGCACUGUAGGAACACAGUGAGCGCCCUGGAGGAGGCUCUGGAUGUGGAUCGCAGUGUGCUGUACAAAAUGAAGAAGUCAGUAAAGGCUAUUUACACUUCAGGACUAGCUCAUGUGGAGAAUGAGGAGCAGUACACCCAAGCUUUGGAGAAGUUUGGCGAGAACUGCGUGUACCGGGAUGACCCUGACCUCGGCUCAGCCUUCCUCAAGUUCUCGGUAUUUACCAAGGAGCUCACAGCCCUCUUCAAGAAUCUGUUCCAGAACAUGAAUAACAUCAUCACGUUUCCACUGGACAGCCUCCUGAAGGGCGAUCUGAAAGGGGUGAAGGGGGAUCUGAAAAAGCCGUUUGAUAAGGCCUGGAAAGACUACGAGACCAAAGUCACCAAGAUCGAGAAGGAGAAAAAGGAGCACGCCCGACAGCACGGGAUGAUCCGGACAGAGAUCAGCGGCGCUGAGAUAGCCGAGGAGAUGGAGAAAGAGAGACGCUUCUUUCAGCUUCAAAUGUGCGAGUAUCUGCUCAAAGUGAAUGAGAUUAAGAUCAAGAAGGGCGUGGAUCUGCUGCAGAACCUCAUCAAGUAUUUCCACGCACAAUGCAAUUUCUUUCAGGAUGGCCUAAAGGCAGUUGACAACCUGAAACCAUCUAUAGAGAAACUGGCCACUGACCUGCACACGAUCAAGCACGCUCAGGAUGAAGAACGCAGGCAGCUCACACAGUUACGAGACGUGCUGAAGACGGCGCUCCAGGUGGAGCAGAAAGAGGAUUCCCAGGUGCGACAGAGUACCACGUACAGUCUGCACCAACCUCAGGGGAACAAGGAGCAUGGCACAGAGCGGAGUGGGAACCUGUACAAGAAAAGUGACGGUCUCCGGAAAGUGUGGCAGAAGAGGAAGUGCACAGUGAAGAACGGCUACCUCACCAUCUCCCACGGGACGCCAAACAGACCACCAGCCAAGCUCAAUCUCCUAACCUGCCAGGUCAAGCACAACCCAGACGAGAAGAAAAGCUUUGACCUUAUCUCACAUGACCGAACGUAUCACUUUCAGGCAGAGGAUGAGCCCGAGUGCCAAAUCUGGAUCUCGGUACUGCAGAACAGUAAGGAGGAAGCGCUUAACAACGCCUUUAAGGGAGACCAGCACGUGGGCGAGAACAACAUCGUCCAGGAGCUGACCAAAGCCAUCCUGGGCGAGGUCAAACGCAUGACCGGCAACGACGUCUGCUGUGACUGCGGGGCUCCUGGGCCCACAUGGCUGUCCACCAACCUGGGAAUUCUGACCUGCAUCGAAUGCUCGGGGAUCCACCGAGAGCUGGGAGUGCACUACUCCAGAAUUCAGUCACUCACGCUGGAUGUCCUCAGCACAUCCGAACUCUUGCUGGCCAAGAACGUGGGGAAUGCUGGCUUUAACGAGAUCAUGGAGGCAUGUCUGAGUGCAGAGGAUGUGGUCAAGCCAAAUCCUACUAGUGACAUGCAGGCCAGGAAAGACUUCAUCACAGCUAAAUACACAGAAAAACGCUUUGCUCGAAAGAAAAGCCCAGACACGGCGUCUAGACUGCACACCUUGUGUGACGCGGUGAAGGCCCGCGACAUCUUCUCUCUCAUCCAGGUCUACGCUGAGGGAGUCGACCUAAUGGAGCCCAUUCCUCUAGCCAACGGGCAUGAACAAGGGGAGACGGCCCUGCAUCUGGCAGUGAGGCUGGUAGACAGAACCUCGCUACAUAUCGUAGACUUCCUCACUCAAAACAGUGCGAAUCUGGAUAAGCAGACGGCAAAGGGAAGCACGGCGCUGCACUACUGCUGCCUCACGGACAACAGCGAGUGUCUCAAACUGCUCCUAAGAGGCAAAGCCUCCAUAGAUAUCGCGAACGAGGCAGGUGAAACCCCACUGGACAUUGCCAAGAGACUUAAACAUCUGCAGUGUGAGGAGCUGCUAACCCAGGCUCUCGCUGGCAAGUUUAAUGCACACGUGCACGUUGAAUACGAGUGGCGGCUACAGCACGAAGACCUAGAUGAGAGCGAUGAAGAUUUGGAUGAGAAGUCCAGUCCCCUGCGGCGAGAGGAGAGGCCGGUCAGUUGCUACACGCCUGGUAGUUCAGGCAUGCAGCCCAGUGCUUCCAAUCUAUCCAAGGACAAACAACAACAACAACCAUCACGCAGUUACGUUCCAAACCUGGUCAACAAUGAGACGUAUGGUACUAUCGUCAACACCAGCCCUUCCACUGGGGUCCUCUCCACCUCAGCUCCUCCACUGCCUCCCAGAAAUAUUGGGCAGCUGACUGGAGGUCUCCAAGGUUCUCCAGCAUGGAAGCCUGGCUCCAUAGAUCUCUCUGGCAGGCAGAGAUCCUCCUCGGAUCCCCCUAACAUGCAUCCUCCUGUUCCGCCCAUGCGAGUCACUUCAUCCUCCUUCAUAGCGCCGGCCGCUCCCCCGCCUCCUGUCUCUAAAGCAGCCAGUGCGAUGGAGGCCAUGAGUAUGCAGACCAAACCUGGGCAAGUGCCUCAGGGCCAGAGCAUGAACAGAGCUCCCGCUACAAGCUCGGAUAAAAGCUACAGCAAGGGGCCGCCAGCACGCUUGGACACCACGGAGAGACCAGCAAAGGAAGUUCCUGGAUGCCCUCAGAGCACGAGUGGUCCGUCUCAGGGUCCUGGCCACAUACCCAGGAAAACAUACCCUAAGCAGAGGCCGAAAAGGGUGAAGGCCAUCUAUAACUGCGUGGCUGAUAACCCUGAUGAGCUGACGUUCACAGAGGGCGAGGUGAUCGUGGUAGAUGGCGAAGAGGACCAGGAGUGGUGGCUGGGCCAUAUAGAAGGAGAGCCAAUGAGAAGAGGUGCCUUCCCAGUUACGUUCGUACACUUAAUGGCAGAUUGACGGUCAAAGGUUUCCGAUGCCGACCCAGGCUGAUCUGAUCUCCCCCUAGCAUGUCCCCACCUCCACAUACUUGGGCUUUACUAAUAAUUAUCAUCUGCUUCACCUUCAUCCUGAAGCUUGUGCCUGUCCUGACUCCAGACAUAUCUGCUUGCACCAGAGAGCGCUGCUCAACUCACCCAACGGAGAUUACUCCCUGAAUGUCUUAGCACCUAGUCGCUCCUGUAUGUUUGAAGACUUUAUUGCUACGUCUCACUUUGUUUGUUGACCAGGAAAAAACAAAAAGAAGGAUUCAAGUAGUCAGUUGCUUUGACACAGUAGAUGCACUUUUAUGUAACAAAAGCUUUAUGGCUCUCAACACUGAACCGUUCGGCUCCUUCUUGUUUAGCUUGUAGUUUGGGAGGACUGGUUUCUUCGUGAGCUGCCAUGUUUAUCUGAGAACAUGAGUGAAAACGCAUCACAUCACAUCUCUUGCCAGACGGAAGGAGAAUUAGAGGUGGUUCACUUUUAAAGCACUGCACCGGAGCAGAAAAAAAGGACGUUUGCUGUUGCUUCCCCUUGGGAUCUGUUACUUCCACUGUCCUCGUUUCCACACUCACUGGCCCACAUCAGAACUUAUAAAUAGAUCCUCCGCUGCUUAAACCUGGGAGCGCUCCUGCCUUGCCCUGCACUACACUACAUAUCUGUGAGAAAAGAGAUUUACAGCAUGCAUUUUGGAAUAAGAGAAGCACCAGAGUAAUAUAAUGUACGUUUGUGGUAUAGUAUGAUAUUGGGUCUGAAAGAAAGAAGCGGAUACUGAUGCUUAGGAAUAAGAGCAGAGCUGAAGAUGAUGAUGACAUGCAAAGAUCUGGAAGUAAAACGAAGGGAAUUUUUUCCGAGGGCAUGAGCCUUUUGCUAUAUCCCCGAACGGCCAUCAUCUUGUUUUUUUUCUUCCUGCUGCUUUUCCAAUGUUUUCACAAGUUACUGCAUUGUUUAAAUCACUUAUCUAGUAAUAGUCUCAUAAUGAAUGAGUUCAUACUAGCUUUAUGUUAAUAUGACCAAUGCUCAUGUUUAUGCCCUCUAGUUCUCGUUGAGAUUUUAAUACAUUUUUAGAGCUGGGUAAUUAAUGUCCGCCCAGAUUUUAGCGAUGUGUAGAACCAACCCUCCUCCUAAUGUACCCUUUAACAGGGAAAAAAACCAAAACCAUUCCUCAGUAACCGUGCGUCUCCGAUCUCCCCAGCGUUCUGUUUCCCGAAAGCGGAGGCCGCACUAAUAUGUAAUACUGUACAGCAAUACAUUUUACGUGAUGAAGUUUUCAUUUGGUUGCAGAGCAACCCUAUAGAAUGUUCUAUGACGUUUAAUUAAAAUCGACUUAGUCCCUGUUGAGCUUGAAACACAGUGACCUGUAACUUUAGCAACGAGAAGAGACUUGUAAUUAACUUCCAGAAUCUUCCUCUGCCUUUUAAUUCACUGGAAACGAAUAGGACCCGUCUUAUGCGGCGCUGUAAAUAACUGAAGAGUUUAUAUGUGUAUAUUUAAUUGUAAACCUAAAACUGAAGCGAUGGAGCAACGAGGUGGUGUUUCAGUUCCUAGCCGGGUGUAUGGACAUCCAGGCAUUUCGAAAGACAACGAAGAGAAACACUUCACUCUUGUUUCCUGUCAUCCUGUUGAUUCUAAUAUUGUAUAAAUAAAUGGGAAAACUGGAAGUUAAAUCAAACUCGAGGUUAAGAGUUUUUUUUCUUCUGAAUCUGAUGCUUGAAGUGAAAAUGGUGGAUAAAAUUAGGGUG